Mollisia scopiformis is the source of this 3999-nucleotide messenger RNA. RefSeq lists its product as uncharacterized. The transcript is spliced from 3 exons. The coding region runs from base 1 to 3999 and encodes 1332 amino acids. NCBI's taxonomy places the organism in Eukaryota, Fungi, Ascomycota, Leotiomycetes, Helotiales, Mollisiaceae. The record is from RefSeq and is a predicted model, not a curated record.
AUGAGCGACAUCAAUGCAUCGGAAAUCACGAGGAGCUCCAUAUUAUCCGCAGAUACCGACAGACCUCAGUCUGCAAGUCAAGAGCGAGUGACACCUAUUCGAGAGGUUCCGCGAGGCAUGGCUUCCCCUGCAUCACGAACUCCAACAAGAACGCCAGUAGCUUUACAGCAUGGCCUUGGAACACAGCAUUCGAAUUACUCACGUGGCAACUUGAGUCUGCAAAGUCCGACUGAAGAACAGCAUAUGCUGGAAGAGUACGAGAUUGACGAACAUGGUCGCAAAGUACCAAUGCACGACUCACCUGAGCACGACCAGGAAGAUUCGUAUGUCGAAGAAGAACAACACCAUGGUCACAGCGGUGCGAUUGCAGCUGGUCUAGCAGGAGCCGCCGCUGGCGCUGGUCUAGGGGCCAUGCAUCACCUCCAUGAUCAUCACGAUCCUGAACUUAUCCAAGAGGACCAAGCAAUACACCACGAUUACUACCAUCAAGAAGUGCCUCCACCUCUUCGAUAUGUUCCGUAUGCUCAAGAACGACGUGGUCUGAGUCCUAUCCAAAGCGUCUCUGGCUACACUGAAGGCGAACCAGAUUCGGCACAAAGAGAUUCGAGGUUGACGCAUAGCACUGGAUCGUACUCUUCCUUAAACCGAUCGGUCCUUCAAGGUCAAUCGGGCAGAUCUCUAAAGUCUGUCGACUCAUUAGGAAACGUUCUCGCCAACCGCCAUGACUUCAAAGAAGUUCGACAAGGAGAGCUCGCCGAUUCCGAGAUCACACAAGAUGGCGAAUACUGGGAGGAACAACACCGAGAGAAUGAUCGUCAACGUCAUCUGGACAAUGACAAUGAGAGCUAUCGCAGUUCUGAUCCGAUUGACUACAAGCACAUGACCAAUUAUACCGAUGACAGUAUGGAUGGCCACGUCCUGGACGGCCAAAACGUUAGAGGCGUCGGUGCGAAUCCCGAUUUUGUUCACACACCGGUUGGUGUUGAAUCUGCUGUCGCCUCAUUGGUAAACGCCUCUGAGCUUACAGGCGAAUCUGGAUACUCUGGAAACCGCGAGCCUGAGGAUCGUAGAGAGUCUUAUGGAUCAUACGAGGACGGCUCUGAAAGACAGUUCACAAGCAGGAAGAGUAGUCCUACCAAGCAUGAUGGCUCCCGAGAUGUCGAAUAUGAGGGCUCUGAGCGAGAUAUCCAUAGUCAAAGGAACUCCCCCUCAAAGUACGCAGACGAGUACGAGCUGGACGAGCACGGAAGGAAAGUUGCCAUGCCCAAGUACAAGAACUCUCAUGCAACUGAAGCAGCCAUUGCUGCAGGUGCUGCUGGAGCUGCUGCUGCUCUCAUUGGAGCACGCAACCGAAAGUCCGCAGCUGAUCAAAUCCAAUACCCUGGAAGACAAGAGGACACCGGAGCUCCUUUGCACAAAUCAUUCAAGGACAGAGCUCAGGAAUUUCAAAGCCAGAUGUUGUCACCUCGCCACAGUAUCGACGCUCCUCUCAGCGAGACUGCAAGUCAUGAGCGCCUAGCAAGAGACUCCCUAGCAAUGGGAGCCAGCGGGCUUCCAGACCCACAUAAUCCUAUGCCCGAGAUCGGCUUCGGUGGUGCAGAUUCUGAUGUCGAAACAAACCCAUCUGUUAUCCAAGGUCCUAUUGCUGGCACGCAGGAAGGGACCAAGGAUCACUGGCCCGGGAAAGCAACGCCUCCUCAAGCAGAGUUUGAUAGUCACUCUGUGACCCGUGAGCAAAAGUCGGAUGCAAACCUCAAAGCAACUGAAGCUGCUCUGACCGGUGCUGCAAUUGGUGGUGUAGCUGGUCUUGCCAGCCACAGUCGGGAUAAUAGCCACGAUCAAGACCACGAUGAAGAAUGGCACAGGACUUCGGGAGAGCGAAAGCGUGAUACUCUCAUCACCAACCCCUACGAAGGCACAAGCCCAAUUGCCGCCAUUGGUGCCCUUGAUCGUGAUCUCCUUGGCCAAGGCUUGGGCAAUGAUUUUGUUCCCACCAAGCUUAACUUUAAUGGACGGACUCCUGCUUCGCCUAAAGACGAGGGCUACAUAUCGUCCGCGCCCAAUAACGCUCGUUCCCCUGGAGCCAUGACACCGGAGCAGAGAGCAGAUGGCGUUAGAUUUAUGGAUCAAGAAUUUGAUGGUCUAGUCGAGGGUAUGGAUGGUGGAGAUCCAUUUUAUACUCCACAGCAUUCCCGUCAUCUGAGUGGAAUGUCACAUGGCAUGGGGUCACCGAUCUACGAUAGUGCUACUGGUCAAGGUAUGGAUCGUAUCCAAUCUAAGGAUAUCGUUGCAUUGAUGGAUCAUCUUACUGUUCGAGAUGCUCAACGAAGUGCGCGUGAUACAGAAAUCCUCGUCACCCUGGUUCGAGCAGCUGCGGAGAUGCGCAAUUCUUUCGAGGACAUGAAACGUCUUCUUGCUGAUACCGAGGAUGUUAUCAUCACUGAAGUCCAAGGCAAUACCGAGAAGUCUGUCCAAAAGAUAAUCAACGGCCCUAGACCUCAACCGCAAAGUGCUGCACGAUCUUUGCGAGGAGGAUCUCAGGAUGAGAUGUAUGAUGAUCUUCGAGCGAAGAAGAGGAACGUGUUCCGAAGAGCCCUGAAAGGUCUUAGCAUGAAGAGCACGAAUGAUCUUGGAAAGAUCGAAGAUAUGCUGGUGCAAUUACUUGGUGAUGUAGAAGGUCUCAAAGUCGCUCAAGGACUCAAGCCAGGCAGUCAUCCUGGUGAAUCCUACGAUGAUCUUGGUCAAGAAGGCAACUACGAGCACGACCGAGGCUACGAGCCUGAAGGCAAUGCAGGUACAUCUACUGCUAGCCAUGCAAGCCAGUCUGGUCAUCUAUCAAUUCCUCGUGGAGCCAGCGCCUCGAGACCUUUCGAGAGCCGCAAAUUCUCGGACCACCGCAUCAGUACUGUGCCUGAAGGUGAUGAGGAAGAAGCUGAGCAUCAUGAGCCAGCUGCCUUGGAAAGCCAGUUUGAUAUAGACGACAGGCUACUUACUCCCACUCGAGAAAUUCCUCGUGGUGGAUCUGCUCCUCUUGGAACACCGCCACAACAAUAUGUUCCUCAGGCUUCGCUUAGCAAUGAGAAUACUCCCAAGACAGAUAAGAAGAAGAAGCAUGCAUCAAGCAGUUCUUCUGGAUGGAUUCCAAAGGUCUUAGGUUCUCGUUGGUCGGAGACCACUGCAUCGACAGUCUUCCGUGGAUUCCGAAACAGUGGACGUAGCAGUGGGCGCAAGACAGAAGACCAAUAUCAAGAGCCACCUUCGAGGUCAGGCUCUGAGCUUGGGAAUUAUGCGGAGCAGGACCAAGAUACCUAUGGUGACGACAAGCUCAAUACUACUAACUUCUCCCACGAGCAAGUGCAGCACUUCGAUGAGAAUGAGCCUCCACUUCCACCGGAGGAUCCCAAGUACAAAGCUCAUCGAAACUCGUUGAAUCUACAACAUCCUCAACCAAGGCCUGGCCCUACCCACCGAUACCAGACAGCACUGGAAUCACAAGCUGUGAACUUCGAUUCUCCGAUGUCACCAAAGUUCUCCGACUGGGGUUCUCAAACUAGCUUGAAUCGCCUUCCACAACAGCAGACCAAUCGAUACAGCAAUGGUACUAGCAAUCCUGGAAACAUGUCUCCCAUCUCUGAUGGUGGAUAUUCCAAUGGCUCAGCUGCUGGCCAACAACCUCCUCAACGACCACCCAAAGAGCCUCUUGCUCCAGAGCGGCCUCCAAAGAUCCGAUCUAGUAAGCUUACCAAGCCCAGUCCAUUAAGCAACGAGCACGUAGCAAUGGAUGACUACGAGCCUGGCGGAUCACCAAGAUCAGCAGCACGAAAGCUUUCCGGGUCAUUACCCGUACCAACUAGAAAACCCACCGGCCCAAGAAGCAUGAGCUCCACCAAGAGCGGAGAGCUGAAUCGGGACGACGGAACCGUCAUCAGACGAAACAGAAAUAGAGAUACCUUUGGCACAAUAGCCAGUAAUCACAGCGGCGAGUCCGAGACCUUCUGA